This is a messenger RNA of Macrobrachium nipponense, 1543 nucleotides long. RefSeq names its product electron transfer flavoprotein beta subunit lysine methyltransferase-like. Bases 317 to 1114 code for a protein of 265 amino acids. Gene Ontology annotation, cellular component: mitochondrial matrix. Gene Ontology annotation, molecular function: protein methyltransferase activity. The transcript has 5 exons. NCBI's taxonomy places the organism in Eukaryota, Metazoa, Arthropoda, Malacostraca, Decapoda, Palaemonidae. The record is from RefSeq and is a predicted model, not a curated record.
CUACAAUUAGUCGUUAAAACGGCGUAUCCCAAUUUUUCAGCGACAACAAGUCAACAACCCCCCUUUACCUGGAUCGAAACUUCGAAAGUCGAAACCUUAACCAGUUGUUAUUUUACAAAAUCAUUGACGCUACAGGACACUGUUUGCACUCUGUAAUCUUGUUAGAUAUGAAAUAGUAUCUUGGUAGAUCUAAGCCCAGAAUACUACCUAGCCUAGGUAGUAUACCUACUAGCUACUAUUCAUUGCAAUCUUGGCUAGAUUACUAGCCGAUUUCUAGCCAGGCUACCUAGCCUAUUUCAGACAGUGUACGGGCUCAAUGGUUACGAAAUAUAUCGUCAUGGGUAAAGUAAUCCCAACCCAAUUGAACAACUUUAUCCGAUCAGGGUUAUCGUUUUUUUCAAGGACUAGGUUUUCAACGGGAUGCAACAACGAACCAUCGAAGUCUGUGGGAAAGACAUACAGAGACCACAUCCUAGCUGAAACAGAUUUAAGCCGAGAUCAUUUGACUCCAGAAAUACAACUUUACCUCAUUACUCAGAACUGCCGGUUGUGGAGGGCACGUCCUGAAGACUCGCCAUUUUGUGAACCCUUCUGGGCAUUUUACUGGCCUGGUGGACAAGCUCUCUCUAGGUACCUACUUGAUAAUAAAGCUGUUGUAAAAGGGAAAAGGGUACUUGAUUUUGGCACUGGCUGUGGAGCAAGUGGAUUGGCAGCAAAGUUAUCUGGAGCAGGGCAUGUUACUUUCAAUGACAUUGAUCCAAUUGCUGCUGAAGUUGUUUUGUUGAAUGGCACAGAAAACAAGAUAGAUAUUGACAAUUUCUCAACGGUGAAUCUAAUUGGAUCAUGCUGCCAAAAUUUUGAAGUCCUACUGGUAGGAGAUAUGCUAUAUGAUACAGAAUUUGCUGAUGAAGUUUUAAAGUGGUUGAGAAGUGAGCAUGAAAAGUCAUUUAUUUUCUUGCAGGGGAUCUGUUGUCUUUAUUGGCGAUCCAGGGAGAUUUGCACUGGAAUCCCAUCCAUUGAAGUCAAGUUUGAAGUGUUUAGCAAAAUACGAAUUGAAACCAUCGACUGUAUUAGAAAACAAUGGGCAUGUCCAGGCUUUUGUGUGGACAUUUAAAUAACAUACUUUUCUACUUAAUUUAUGUGAUUUAUUCUCUGUGAUACAUGAAGUUUAUGAAUGCUGUGAUAACUGUCUAUUUAUAUAUUUUGUAUGUUAAGUACUUUUUGGCCACCAUAAACAUGAAAAUGUAGUGCUCUAUAGUUAAUGCUCGUCAAUACUCGUGAAAUUGUUGACAUCAUUGCUGAAGCGCAGUGUGUCUUUGUUUGUGUGAUGGAUUUUAGUAUUGUAUAAUAAAAUUUUUCAUUUGUGAAUUCAGAUGCCACUUGUGCAAGUCUUUUGAUAGGAAACACUAUGUAUAUUUUUAGAUUAUUUUGUUCUAAACUUCUGAUUAAUUUUUUCCUCAUUCUACAUAUUUUUAUAAUCAUAGAGGACUUUGUUAUUAGAAGGAAGAUAUGUUAAGUUAAAAAUAAAUUAGUAAUAUUGUAA